Messenger RNA from Osmerus eperlanus (European smelt), 3520 nucleotides. It is a transcript of the gene nt5dc3, whose product is annotated as 5'-nucleotidase domain containing 3. Gene Ontology annotation, molecular function: 5'-nucleotidase activity. The record is from RefSeq and is a predicted model, not a curated record. The coding region runs from base 132 to 1886 and encodes 584 amino acids. The transcript has 14 exons. Lineage: Eukaryota; Metazoa; Chordata; Actinopteri; Osmeriformes; Osmeridae.
AGGAAGUGACGUCUGCAGCGACUUCUGGGGGCGCACGAUUACUGUAUUUACAGCAAGUGAUUCCGCAUGCAGUUGACCGAAACGCACAACCUACACGCGGGGGUAUCCACAACCCAAAGGGGACGAUAGCCAUGACGCCCUUUACUUUGACCUGUUCAUGUCUUUUAAGGAAAAAGGAUUGCUUACAGAAGUUGUUUAUUUACUGCAAUGUCUUACACACGCAGAGCGGCUUACCAUGGAACUUGAGCAACAGAGCGCCGUGGAUGGCUGGUUCAGGUCAACGGAAUUUCAGUGUCAUGUCUACCGGAGUCGGGCAGGUGUUGGCACAUCAACCCCUUAAAAACUACGCGGCAACAAUGUGUACUGGUUCCGCAGGUGGUCCAGACAUGACCAAUUGGUUAUGGUCUGUUUACAACGAGACAAAAAAACAAACAGAAGACUUGAUUCCAGUAAUAUCAAAGAACUCAGUCAACCCCGACACCAUAUUUGCCAACAAUGAGAUGAGCCUGCAGGAUAUAGAGAUCUAUGGGUUUGACUAUGACUACACCCUGGCGUUCUACUCCAGCCACCUCCACACCCUGAUUUUCGACAUUGCGCGCAACAUCCUAAUUCAAGAACACAGGUAUCCUGAGGGUCUGCGAGAGUAUGAAUACAUACCAAAUUUUGUUGUGCGAGGACUCCAUUAUGAUGUCCAGAAGGCGUUACUGAUGAAGAUUGAUGCGUUCCACUACAUCCAAUUGGGAACAGUAUACAGGGGUCUUCACCCAGUCCCAGACCAGGAGGUAGUGGCCAUGUAUGAGGGUUCCCAUGUCCCUCUAGAGAUAAUGAGUGAUUUCUAUGGCAAGAGCUCCCAUGGCCACACAAUGAAACAAUACAUGGACAUUUUCUCCUUACCAGAGAUGACCCUGCUCUGUUGUGUCAAUGACUACUUCAUGAAGCACAACAUCGACUAUGAGCCUGUCCAUCUCUACAAAGAUGUUAAGGGGGCGAUAGGACAGGUCCAUGUAAAGGGGCUCAUGUAUCGAGCUGUCGAGGCAGAUAUUGAGAAAUAUAUUUGCUACGGUGAACAGAGCCAUGCUGUACUGAAGAAGCUCUAUGAGAGUGGCAAGAAGAUGUUCCUUAUCACCAACAGCCCCUUGGACUUUGUUAACCGGGGGAUGAACUACAUGGUCGGAAAGGACUGGAGGGACCUUUUCGAUGUGGUCAUCGUGCAAGCCGACAAACCCGGCUUCUUCAACGACAGGAGGAAGCCUUUCAGACGAGUCACAGACAAAGGAGGUCUUCUGUGGGACAGGAUCCAUCGGUUAGAGAAAGGGCAGAUAUACAAACAGGGGAACUUGUAUGAGUUUCUGAGAUUAACUGGAUGGAGGGGGUCAAAGGUGCUGUACUUUGGAGAUCACAUCUACAGUGACCUGGCUGACCUGACCCUGAAGCACGGUUGGAGGACUGGAGCCAUCAUCCCAGAGCUGAGGAAGGAGAUCAAGAUCAUGAACACGGAGCAGUAUGUCCACAUGAUGACCUGGCUGCAGGGCCUCACCGGACUCAUCGAACACAUGCAGGUACACAGGGACCCAGCAUCUCAAGCCGUUGUCCAGGAAUGGAUUAAAGAAAGAGAAACCAUGAGGUCGCAGACAAAGGACAUCUUCAACGCUCAGUUCGGAAGUCUCUUCCGGACGUAUCACAACCCCACCUACUUCUCCCGCCGCCUCUCACGCUUCGCCGACAUCUACAUGCCCUCCAUCAGCUGCCUUCUCAACUACGACUUCCAGCACACCUUCUUCCCCCGGCGCACCCCCCUGCAGCAUGAGUCUCCCUUCUGGCCCGAGCAGACCAGUGCCGGGGCCUUGGACAUGCCCUUCCAGACCCACAGGACCAAAUCUGAGUAGAGCAGGGUAGGGUAGAGGAGGGGAAAGAUUCUGGGGCCAUUCCCCAGACUUCACCUGGACACGGAGCACAGACAUGGAGAUGAGCACCGCACUGACAUGUACAAGCCAUCUCCACUGCACCAUCAUAAAUACUGUACAUCGGAAAAUCAUAUAACCUGAUGAUGUGAACUGCAGCAUCUGAACUAACCCAUAUAUGUAUUUAUCAGACGACUUGAAUAGUAUUUUAACAGUGCAAGGUUUUACUAUGUAGAUUGAAUCUACUGUGUCUAUGUUGCUUUAAAUAGUCCUUGUACCAGAAAGAAACCCUCGCGCAUAUUUUGCAUGUCUUUUAUAUUGGUAUCAAGCAAAGGUAAAAGUAGAGUUGAUCACCAAAAUACAUUUUUUUUUAUUGACGUCAUGUGUAGACUUCUUUGCAGUUUAGAUCAUUGUUUGUACUGGGAGGUAGAAGAGAAAAUAGAUAAAUGUUUUUCAGUCUGGAGAUUAGGGUAGUUAAUUAGCAUGUUAUUUAUUGACAGUGUUCAGUACAGACACGUCUCUUUUGGCGGUAAGGUUCCACUUCAGGUCAGCUCUGCCCAAGAAACCCAACUUGAGACUUGGAUUUGACAUUAAUGGGAGAGAGCUAAGAUGGCUAUGAUUGGGGGGAAUUUCGCCUACAGAUUGAGCUAAUACAGAACCAAGGGUGGAGGCUGGUGUGGUGGAGGGAACAACAAACAAUUAUUCACUUGAUUUUAAGAUAUUUUAUAUAACGGACAGUAUUUACUGAAAACAUCCGUACAGUAUAGAUUGUCAUAUAUUGUAGAGGGGAUGUUAAAGGUGCCUGUGUGCCGGAGGCCUGUAUGUGAGUAGGUAUAUACCGUAUAUAUGUAUAUAUACACCUACGGAGUGAGUUUAACCGAUCUACACUGGCUACAUUUGGUAUGAUUGUCUGAUAUCAUCGUUGCUGCUUUUUCCUAUUGUCUUCGUACUGUAUCUUGCCCUGUUUAAGAUUGUCCUUGCCCUUCAUGAUGGAUCAGUAAGUCUCAGCUUUCUUUGUUGAGAUUUGUGUGAAGUUAAACAACUAUAUUAUAUUAAUAACUCCACUUUCUAGUACAAACUCAACUGCCUUAAGCUUUUUGUCAUUGAAACUAAAACUGCAGUAUGUUUAUGCUUUAAGACAAAUACCAGUAGUUUUGUUUGUGUGUACCAUCCAUGAUCAAACUAAAUGGUUUAUGGACAGUUCUUGAAACUGUAGCUCUACGGAGACUACUGGCCCUGCCAGUUCAAACAUGGGCUGUUCCUUUUUUUUUUAGGAAAAGGACAUACGGUAUAUAUUGAAAAUGUUUUAUAUUCAAAUUGAAACGUAUAGACUUUUCUGUCAAGCUAAAGAAUUGACUUAUUAUGGGUAAAAUAAUUUGAAUGACUAAUUUGCACAGAAAUUCGUGAACUGAAGUUCUUCAGUAUUUUGUAGGAAAACUAUUAAAACGUUUUUUAGAGCUUUUGUUUUGGAAGAAAAGGGAAACGUUAUAAAGGUGGAAAAUGUGGACAGCUUUUGGGUUACGUACGUUUUAUGGAUUUUGGAAUGAGUACAAUUUAUUAGAAGUGUACUUUUGUCCUUAUUUAUUAAAACAUAUUACUUUGGCAGAAUCUCAAUGCAU